Molecule: messenger RNA, 2314 nt
Organism: Triplophysa dalaica
Lineage: Eukaryota; Metazoa; Chordata; Actinopteri; Cypriniformes; Nemacheilidae
Gene: nub1
Product: negative regulator of ubiquitin-like proteins 1
Exons: 16
Coding region: 281-1909 (542 amino acids)
Biological process (GO): regulation of ubiquitin-dependent protein catabolic process
Molecular function (GO): protein binding
Source: RefSeq, a predicted model, not a curated record
AGAGCAGUAUGGACAUUCGGAUGGACAUCGCACUCCUAAAAGAUCAAUACAACUCCAUUAGAGACAAACAGAGAAGAGAACCUCAAGUGGUGUGUUUCAAGAAAGACCUCAGAGCUUCGCGUGACGCUGCGCGCAGACUCAUAGAGUGACACCAAAUAUCGCGAGAAUGUCUCACGUCACGAGUCACCGGAAGAGAAAUAAAACAUCAAAACAUCCGUCACAUGGUGUGCGUCUUCCAGCAGUGCUUCAGUAUUUCCUCAUCUCUCCGUGUUUCUAAAGGAUGGAUGAACAUCUUCAGGCCCGUCUGAUCUCUCAGCUCAGACUGGAAAACAUUCGUCUGUGGCUCGAACCCUUCACCACUGACCAGCAGCAGAUACAGAAUCUGGCAGACAAAUAUGCGUCAGUCACUGGAUUUGCGGUGGAUGUUGUGCGAUCAGUUCUGGAGGUUAUUCAGUCAGAGGCUGUGAUGAAAGGUGAAGGAAAUAAAGAGUUCAGAGAGACGUCUGUGGCCACGCUGGAGCUUCACCUGCCUAAAGAAACUCAGACGAGGAAAGCUCUUUUCAGAAGCAGACUGGACAUCACGGCCCACGAGCUGAAGAAAGAGAUCAGUAAAAUGUACGGAUUUCAGCACUUCAAUCUCAUUCUGAAGGGAAAAACAUUGGCCCCUGAGAAGAGUCUUUGCGAGCAGAACGUGAAGAACAACAGUAAGAUCAUGGUGCUGAACGUGUCGUCUGAAGACGAGAGGAAUGAGAUGCUGGAGGGAGAGAAAGAGAAACGCUCUGAAGAUGAAGGAGUGCAGAGGACUCAGAAAGGCUUUCAGAUUCUGUCAGAAAGAGACGGUAGUGAAGAUCCGGCCACCACUCCGUUCCUGGAGAUCACUGAUCAGAAAGGCAAUCCGCUCCAGAUUCCUGACACUGAGAGAAAGGCUCUGAUCAUGGCUAUGGGUUUUCAUGAGAAAGGACGAGCGCUGAUGAAGAAGAAAAAGAACAGUUCUGCUCUGUGUUACCUGCUGAGGGCGGAUGAAGAGUUUCAUAAGUGUGACUCAGCGAUUCUCAACACGGUGGAUAAUUUUGCGGUUCUUCAGUUGGAUAUCGUGUGGUGUUUUCAGUUGCUGAAUGAACUCUCUUGUCUGGAAGACGCCAAACAGAGACUUCAGAACGCAGAAACAUGUUUUCAGAGGUGUUACGGAGUUCAGCAGAGCAGACUGCAGCAGAUCAAGGGUCACACCGGAGGAGAGGACGUGCUGUUUUUGAGGUUAUAUCUUCUUCAGAGUUCUCUAGCAUAUCACACCGGAGAUGAGAACAGAGCAUCUCACCUACUGAACAAAGUUCAGGAUCUGUACGGUAAGCUGUGUUUAGAUCCAGACCAGCUGAAUCAGCUGAUGAGUUUGGGAUUUUCUGAUCAGGAAGCUCGACUUGGUUUAAGAGCGUGUCGAGGGAACAUCAACAAGGCCGCACUGCACCUCACAGAGAGAAGACAGGAGAAAGAGGAGAGGAAGGAGAGAGAGCGUGAGAAGAGGAGACGUCGUCUGCGGGACAUCAACACACUGGUUGAGUUUGGUUACAGUAAGAGAGACGCCACUAAAGCUCUUCAUCACGCUAAAGGAGACGUAGACAAAGCUUACGGGAUUCUGUUAGAUAGAGCUGAGGAUCAGACCGCACACACACAGGAUUGGACAGGAGCUUCUGAUUCAUGUCUGACGGGUGAUGAGGUGAUGUCUCAAUCUCCACCUUCAUCAGAAGAGCCCAGCACCUCCUCAGACCCCCCAUCAGCGUCAAGUCCCCUGGAGGAGGAGCUGGUCAACGAGGUUUUAGGAGACAUUCCCAGACAUGAAGAAGAUUAUCUGGAUCUGAGUCUGGAUGAGGAGCAGGAACUCAUGGCACAACUCCGAUCUUACCUGGAGAAAUGACCCACCCCAGCGUACAGAGAAUAAACCUUCUUUAAAGCUCCUUAUAUUGAUGGCUGUUAUGCAGUAUUUAUUAACACUGAAUGGCCAAAAAAAAUGGGAUGAUCUUACAUUUAUAUAAUAAUGUUACCAAGGAAAUGUUGUGUGAAGUUCUUCCUUGUAACAGCUACUGUAAUAGAAAUAAUGUUAUGUUUAUUUUCUGUUUUUUUCGCGCCGUGAUUCAUUUCUCACGCAUGUCUUUUGAAGAACAUGGUGUUAAAUGUUUUUGGUUUCACAUCAGAUCAGCUUUCACGCAGUGAUUCGCUUUAUUUAAAAACAAUAUGUUGUUGUUUUACUUUGUUCAAAUCGUUAUGUUCAAGUUGAUAACUGAAAUCCAAAGGGAAUUUGCAAUAAAGAUUUUUGAAGGCG